Molecule: messenger RNA, 339 nt
Organism: Suillus subaureus
Lineage: Eukaryota; Fungi; Basidiomycota; Agaricomycetes; Boletales; Suillaceae
Exons: 2
Coding region: 1-339 (112 amino acids)
Source: RefSeq, a predicted model, not a curated record
AUGUCGUGUUGGUGCCCUUGCAUGGUAUAUGGGAAAAACCGGCGGCGGCUCGACCACUUGCAAGAAAACGAUACGGCGGAUCCGGAACAUGGUGGUUCGGGCUGUGAUGCUGACUGUGGCAUGCAUCUGGCACUCAGUGUGUUGUGCGGUUUUGGUUGGGUACUGCAGCUCGGGCAAAGGGCCACGUUGAGAGCGCGCUACCACAUUGACGGAAGCCCCCUCAGCGAUUGUCUAACUGCAUUCUUUUGCACCCCGUGUGAACUCACCCAAGAGAGUCGAGAAUUGGCAGAGGAGGAAGUGGCUGCUUCCGAUGCUGAGAGGCAGACUCAUAACACAUAA